This is a messenger RNA of Oncorhynchus keta (chum salmon), 4132 nucleotides long. Its product is annotated as ubiquitin domain-containing protein 1-like. NCBI's taxonomy places the organism in Eukaryota, Metazoa, Chordata, Actinopteri, Salmoniformes, Salmonidae. The record is from RefSeq and is a predicted model, not a curated record. The transcript has 3 exons. Gene Ontology annotation, molecular function: protein binding. Bases 653 to 1351 code for a protein of 232 amino acids.
CAGGAAGACAAGGGGAUUUAAAAACCUGCCUGAGAAAAAUUAGAAAGGUUUGAAAUUGACCACGGUGUUAAACGGAGAAUCAUAUCAACAAUAAUUUUGGUUUACAAUCUAAGCUAUCCGUUUAGAAUUACUUACCUGGUCGUGAGUAUGUGAAAGGUUGUUUACUAAUGUUAACUAGCUAAAUUAUCUAGGGCUGUCUCGCGCAACGACGGAUGGUGGUGUGAUCUAAUGUGAGCUUGCUAACAAGUUGCUUAGCAAAUUGUUGUCCACGAAGCUAGCUAGUUGGCACGCUAACUUGUCUAAGUAGAAUGUAUAUAGGCAGUCUAGGCAUAAUGCAAUCAAUUAUUGUUGACAUUUAUCCCGUUUAGCUUGCUAGCGAGUCUGCACGUGACUACUCCUUUUGGAAUGUUGGAUCGCAUCAAACAAUAAUAAAGCAGAAGUAGCUAGCCUGCUCUUCCGUGCUUACAAUUUAGUUGUGCGACCAGUGUUCACAUUCAAUCUAACGCUAAUUUGUGGACUCUGCUAUCAAGAAAAGCACCUUGACCUAGCGAGAAUUUUGUACAGCGGAUCUGGCUGUAUCUAAUUGUUUUGGAACUAGGUAGCGGUUGGCUAAUAAUGGGGCCCCGACAUAGUUAGCCAACUGAUAAUAAUCAUGGGAGGAUGUGUUGGGCGAGAACGUGAGGACACACAGGACCACGGAGCAUCCAGAAGCAGUGGAGGAGCACACCGAAAACGUGGAAGUCGCAAUGAGCCCCUGAAGAAGGACAAGCCCAAGUGGAAGAGUGACUAUCCCAUGACGGAGGGCCAGCUCCGCAGUAAGAGGGAUGAGUUCUGGGACACAGCCCCGGCCUUCGAGGGCCGAAAGGAGAUCUGGGACGCUCUGAAGGCAGCCACCGUCGCCCUGGAGUGCAACGACCACGAGCUGGCUCAGGCCAUAGUGGACGGAGCCAGCAUCACACUGCCUCACGGCUCCCUGACAGAGUGUUAUGAUGAGCUGGGUAGCCGCUACCAGCUACCCGUCUACUGCCUGGCCCCUCCGGUCAAUCUGAUCUCCGAGCGCAGCGACGAGGACCCUGGCGACAGCCCCGAGCCCACAGCCGCCCCCAAGAAGGAGUUCCAGCUCAAGGUGCGCCUCUCCACGGGCAAGGACCUGCGCCUCAGCGCCAGCAUGGCCGACUCCAUCGGGCAGCUGAAGAAGCAUCUUCAGGCCCAGGAGGACAUUGACACGGCCCACCAGCGCUGGUUCUUCUCAGGCAAGCUGCUCACGGACAAGACCCGCCUGCAGGACACUAAGAUCCAGAAGGACUUUGUUAUCCAGGUCAUCGUCAACCCGCAGGCCCCCAUUAACUAGGUCCCAGAUGAAAGGAGGAUCGACGGAGGAGCCCUGGAUAAUGGUUUUACCGCUGAUCUGUAAAACAGAGAGGUGAUUUGGGGAAUUACAGUUAAGAGAUGAACAACAGAAGGGAGAGACUCUGAAGUGCUGCUUUUCAAUGUUUCAUUGUUUACCAUUAAAGAGUGUGGUUCUUUUCAGUGUGUCACUUCUCUAUAGGACGGUUGGUUGAUCGAUCCAGACGUUUCAGACCACUCACCCUAAGGGGUGUUUACUGUCACUCACCACACUAACUUUGAAGUAAAUCAUAGCAGAAUUGCCCUCCAGAUGUGUGAGACUGCAGGCGUGCACGGCAUGUGCAAGGGGUCUGUGUCUGCACUAACCAGGUGCCAAUUGAAAUCGCAGAAUCUUUGACAUAGUUUGUAAAGCACAUGUUUUUCUGUCCCUGCUCUCUACUCUGGUACCCUGUAAUGGAUACUUCCCAUAAUCCUCCCUUAAGUGAUAUACAAAACUUUUUCUCUCAUUGUUUUCUUUCUUUUUUUUGAGUUAAUCUCAAAACAAACUUUUUUGCACAGUUGAUUUGUACUUGCGUGGUAGUUUGUGUGCCUUCAAGGAAGAAAACAAAACAGAAUCCUUAGGGGGAAAAUUAUAUUUUUACUGCUAAAGCCUUCUGUCUCUAGAUUCAGGAAUAAUCUUUUCAUAGAUCUAUACAAAUCCUAAAUAUACUGCUGCGUUUUUCGAUCAGCUGUCUCUAUCAGUUAUUGCAUUUCAAAUGUACAACUGGUGUUUCCAUGGAUGUUAGCCCCAUGUUUUCUCUAAUGGUCGCAUGCGCCCCCCACGCUCCCAUUUGUCAAUGUACUGUAAAGUGACAAUGAUUAGACAGCAUAGCCCAUGUAUGCUGUGCCACAUUACAAUCCUGAGGUGAAAUGGGAAGCUCGAGCUACAGUGAAGAUGAUAGGAGAACGUCUCUCUGUUUUAGUAUAUAGUCAUGGAAGAGGAACAGUGCUUUUCUGGCUGUCUCAGGUGGCACCUCGUUGCACAUGAGGUGCUCCUUUACCCUUCACAUCAGUCCUUUGCUUUUCCAUCUCUCUCUAAGCGCUUGUGCCUCUUUUAUGGCCUCAUCAAAAUAACAUAAACAAGAUACCCCAGUGGUGGAUAGUUAAGCUGGAGGUGGGAAGACUUGUUACCAGGUUAUUGUCAUCAUAGUUAUGCUAUCAUUUAAAGGGAUAUUUUGGCAAUGAGGCAAUUUAUCUACUUCCCCAGUGUCGGAUGAACUCGCGGAUACAAUUUUUAUGCCUUUGUGUUUAGUAUGAAGAAAGUUAAAGGUAGUUUCACAAGCCAAUGCUAACUAGUGUUAGCGCUCUGACUGGAAGUCUAUGGGUAUCUGCUAGCAUGCUAUGCCCUUUAAGGAUUUUAGGUUUGUUGUCUGUAUUGGCAUUUGAACUUUAUCCAACUUUUAGAUCAAACAGUUGAUCAAUGUGCUGGGAAUAUAUUUGUUAACCUUUAUGCAAACUUGAGUAUUUCUCUCAACUUACAAUGUAUGUGCAAUGCAAAAUAGACCUCGUACCUUUUGAUUCUCCCCGUAUUUAAUAUAUAUACAGUAGCAUUAGCUAUGACUAUGUAAAGGUUCUCAGAAACACAACAUAGGAGCCUGCUAUGUUCAGAUUGCUUUGUUGUUGUACAAUCAACCUUUGAUCUUGUUCAGAGUUUCAUAUUGCCUUCAUCUCUGUUUUGAAAUGUUGUCCCAUCUAUGAAAGUGUUCAAAUGGCCACUUUUCUUUUAAUGGGAUGUCCUCACUAUAACAAUCAUGUACCUUGCGUGAAUUGGCUUGGCCCUUGCCCCCCCCCCACUUUGUGACGGUUAGCACAUCCAUUUGUGCUCAGAAAAAUACCUAACUUUGCAAUAGGGCCUUUUUACAGUCUCCCACCUCUUCUGUGUAAAACAUCAGAGACCCAUGUUCUGUUAGCUGUGUUGCUUCAUCUUGUCUCAAUCCGUCCUUGCAGAAUGUGGCUCAAAUGUUUGCUUCAUCUAGGUUCAUUUAGUGCUAUGAGAGGUAACGAGAUACGUCGGUCUAACAUCAAUGUACAGUCCCUACAUCGGACAGCACAAAAAUAGAAACCUCAAUGUAAUCUACGUGAGGGAGCUGCACGAUGUUGCCAGUAAGGACAAAUCUUAUACCACCGAGCAAUGACAUCACACAAGGGCUGUGGUUCGAUCCAGGCCAGGGGAGCAGGAGAGAGAGAGAGACUUCUCUGCUCUUCCUUCAGUUUUCUGAGGCCUGUGAACCUCCCAUCACAGUAGUUGGGAGAGAUUUCAAGUCUAGGAAAGAUCCCUUAUGCAGGCAAUUAAUCAGACACGCGUUCUGUUUUAGUAAGAAUGUACAAGUAUGUUUUGUAUGCAUGAUGCGUGUUAGAUCAUAUGGGGGUCAGAUCAGGAGUUUAAUUUGUAUGUUUCUGUAAAGUCAUAUAUUAGUCAUGGUACACAGGUGGACUCAGUCAUGCAGUAGACUAAAGCUGGUAAUAUGGCCAUGGAUAUUUAUUUGAGUUAUUUUGUGGGUUACUUUAGGACACCAUGUACACUGCUUUAUGUUCCUCUCGGACCUCAGAUACCAAUAAGCCAUUGCAUUUUAAUCAAGCAUUUUCACCAGGGUGGAUCAAGAGGCCUUGCUCAAAGCAGAAACAUGCAAAUUGUGUUUUUGUUGAUGUCCACACGGAUGUAUAAAGAUAUAUAUAUUUAGUCAUUUGAAAAAAUAUAAUGUGAUUAUUAUAUGAGAUUUCUGAUAAUUAAAAAUGCUUACAACAA